CAACUGAUGGAAGACUAUGGCUUUCAGAAUUGCACUUUGCGCAUUCAGAUCUUCCAUACAUACACGUUUGUUGGUGCUUACAACAUUUCCAUUGGCCUGUAUAAUGGUCUGGAUGUUGUUAAUGCAGCACUAGCAGAGCUCAUACAGGUUUAUGAUCCCAUAACCAAAAUUGAUUUAUUUCUAUGGGAUAAAGUAUUGCCUUCAAAAACAAAUCUUACUUUUCGGGUUGUAAGUAUAGUCAGUAAGAUAGGUUCACAUUGUGUUUGGACUAUUCAGAAAGAUAACAGUACAGUAAGUAGAAGAAUGACCGCUGAUUGGCUUCUCCAGCACACAUUUGAUGCACCAGGAAUCUACGUGUUAAACGUGACAGCUUCUAAUCCGAUCAGCAAUGCUUCGUUUAGUACAACUAUUGAAGUCCAGGAUGCAGUUGAAGGCCUCUCAGUGUCCAGCUCUAGUCCCAGAUACUUACCAACGGGUUCCACAAUCAUUCUUCAUGCUCAUGUAGUCCAAGGAACCAACAUUACAUACACAUGGACUUUUACUUCAAACUCUACAAAUGUACAUACAAAUACACCUCAUGUGAUGUAUUCCUACUCAGAGCCAGGAGUUUACUUGGCCAGUGCAUCAGCAAGAAACAAGUUAAGUGAAACAACUGGAAAUGCCAUCCAGUUUACAGUGCAAGAUGUUGUGGGAGAUAUUACAACUAGCAUUCCCAACAUAAUUACAGUCAACCAAACAGUAAUUAUCUCUAUUUGUGUGACCUCUGGUACACAUCUGACUCUUGAAAUAUUUGUAAAUGAUUCCACUGUGUUUAACACGAGCAGUUAUGUGGCAGAGAGUUCGCUGGAUUUGCCAUUUACCUUCAAUCAAAUUGGGGAAUUACAGAUGUUGCUUCAAGUCACAAACCUAAUCUCUUCAAACAAUGUUACAUUAACAACGUUGGUCGUAAAAGAAAUUCACAUUAUCUCUAUAGAAAUACAACAACAACCUAUUGUAGAAGAAGAUGUCAUUCUUAUUGCAAAGGUUAAUGAAUACUUGUGGAGAAACAGAGCAUAUAUAUACAAAUGGACUUUGUUUGACAAUCAGACUGUGACAACUGGAAGCCCGGUUAUAAUGUACAGGUGUAAAAAAGCUGGCCUUCAGAAGGUUGCUCUAUCUGUUUCCAAUCUGGCAUCAGAAACUUCGAGUGAGCUUGUGCUAAAUGUUUCCAAACAGACUCAUGGUCCGCGACUCAUUCAUUUGGCCAACACGGCAGCUGGACAGGCCGUAAUCUUUAAAUUCAAGAAUAUUUCGCUCGACGUGGAUGAAGCUGUUAUCCUGUUUGGUGAUGGGACUACAACAAACAUUUCAACUUCCAAUUGUAGUAGUUUCAGCAUCAACCACACUUACUCAUUUGCUGGAAUAUACAGUGUUGUUGCCUUCUUCAGUAACAAUCUUGUUACACUGUCUUCAACCAUUGUAACUCAGGAUGUUAUUGAAGACCUCCGCCUUACUGGUCCAAAAUUCUUGAGCCUAUCUACAAGCCCACUUCAGCCUUCUGUUGUAAAAUGGACUGCAAAACUUACAAGUGGAUCAAACUAUAUCUUUCUGUGGCUUUACUCAGACGGCAAAAUGAAUCAUACUGUCGUAGGUCCAAACCAGUUAAUUAUGACGAUAAAUUCAACUGGUUUAAUAACCGUGGAGGUUGCGGCCCAGAAUGAAGUGAGUCAUGCCAGAUCCAGCAUGACCACAGUGGCUCAAUAUCCGAUCAUGAGCAUCGUUGUUACUGUGGUCCGUGUGGCUCUGAACAAGGCCAGUAAUAUCAUGCUGAAAAUAAAGCCCAAACAGGACUACAUCAUUUCAAUAGAUUAUGGCGACAGAACAAAUAACCUUUUUGAAUCACAGCAACUUAAUUCCCAAACCAGUUGCUUGGAGACCCCAUAUCAUUGCUCAAAUUUUGUUUUUCAACAUAUGUACAAAGCUGUUGGUCAAUAUCUUUUGAAUGCCACAGUAUCCAAUAAUAUUAGUACAAUAGUAGCAGCAGCUGUUGCUGUUGUUGAGGAGCCCAUUACUGGUCUUCUGUUGAUUCUCAAUUCACCUAGAGUGAUCAAGUUUAAAGAUUACAUUAAUGUGACAGCAUUAGUACAAACAGGCACCGAGGUUACCUUCCAGUGGAUCAUUUCAGUACCUCAUUCGAAUCCUUUUACUUUUACGCAAGAGGGCAAUCUUAUCAGCACGAUUAAUUACCAAGCACUUGCCGGAGGCAACUACUAUGUAAAAGUAAUAGUUUCCAGUCCACUGUACAACACUCCUUUCAGCCGAUUGCUCCCAGGUCUGAUAAAAAUAAGAACCCCAAUUGUGGGUUUACAAGCUUCAUUCCCCUUCAGUAGUAAUAGCGCCAAGCUUCUGCUGCAGCCAGAUGGCACCUACACCACUCAAAUCCUGGGCUUCAGCGUUCAUACUUUUGCUGAAGAUGUGAAGUUUUCAUUUAAUUUUGGAGAUGGUUCACCACUACUUAUUGUCAGUGGAAGACAGAAUAGCUUUGAUGGCACAUUUGCAAACGGACGUCACAGAUUUACCAGAGAGGGUGUGUUCCACAUCACAGUGUCAGCCUUUAACGAGUUCUACAAUUCUACCAAUGAACUUGGUGCAUAUUUUGUACAAAUGGUUCCAGAAGGCUUGGUGCUUAACAUGAAUUCCAGUGUGAUUCAUAAAAACGAAAUCAUCCUUUUCAGUGCAAAGCUGACUAGAGGAACUGCUGUGACAUACAGUUGGAAUAUGGGUGAUCAGACUUCAUAUGUAGAUGAAGGUCCUGUAAUUAAACACAAGUUUUUGUCGGCUGGAAUCUACAAUGUCACAGUAAAUGCAUGGAAUAAAGUGGGAGCGGACUUGACCUACGUCAUUGUGGCUGUACUUUACAGAAUGCAACCUGUUUCUGUCUUUGCAUACAAGACAAUAUAUGCCACGUAUUCUGACAUCAUGUUCACAGCUAUAACUGCAGAGGAUGAGCCACUGCAAUUUGUCUGGUAUUUUGGAGACAAACUACCAGUGAAAACUACAUCGCGCAGCAUAACCACAAUAUAUUCAACACCAGGGAAGUACAACGUGAUAGUGAAUGCAUCGAACCAGAUUAGUUCAUUCACGUCAAACAUCUAUCCGAUAGAGCUGCAGCAAGCAGUUGAACCAAACAGACUUAGAAUAAACAAUCAAGAUCUUACCUCAGUUCUCUUAAACUCCAGUGUUGCUGUGGAAGUACGCAUUAACUACGGGACCAAACUCUCAUACUUGUGGAAUUUUGGUGAUGGUACCGUGAGAACUGGGAGCAGGAGGGAGUAUCACCGUUAUGAUAGUGAAGGAGAAUUUACAGUUGAAGUCGUCAUCUUUAACAACGUGAGCUCAGCUGUAAUCUCUGGCCAGCUCUUUGUUAUUUCUGAGAAUUGUCAGCCUCCUCCAGUGAAAACCUAUGGCCCAUCUAAAAUAGAGGUUAGAAGAUACCAGUCCUUCAACCUUGGGGUUACAUUUGAGAGUGAGUUUGUCUGUAAUAUCUCAAGAGGUAUACAAUACAGUUGGUCCUUCUUUGAACAAGAUGGUUCGCUGGUCACACUGGCACAGGUUGAUGUUAAUAAACAACUUAUAAUUAUUCCAGGAUAUCUAUUGAAUUAUGGAAUCUACCUUGCAAUUGCCCGGGUUCAAAUUGUUGGCAGUGUGGUUUACAAUAACUACACUGUAAGUGUUGCAAUCCUUGCUACUCCGCCAGUGAGUGUGAUUUCAGGUGGCACACACCUCUUCAUAAAUUACAAGCAUCAAUCCAUCAUCAGUUUGAAUGGAUCAGAAUCAUAUGAUCCAGAUUACCCAGGCACUUCAGACCUAAGGUUUUUCUGGUCCUGUGAAGCAGUGAGUAGCUUGGAUGUCCCUUGUUUCAGACAUAACCUGAACAAAACUUUGGACACAACUUCCAGUAUAAUCAAGGUCCCACUGUCGACCUUAAAAGCUGACAUUGACCAGUUUCUUUUCAAGUUAACAGUUAGCAGUGAUAACAGAAAUUCUUCAGAAGCGCUUCUGUUUAUAACAGUUAAGAAAGAAGAUCACUUAAGGCAAGUUCUCAAAUAUCAUAGUGUUCCAAUUAUUGUUGGGAGAAUGCCUGCCAAAUUUGUAACCCACGAUACUUUUUACAGGCUGGUAAAACUCUUUUGUGUUGACUGUGUGAAUAAUUCAGUCAAUUGGAAUGAUGCAUUUUCUCUCAAAGCUGUGUGUGAGGAAUGCACAGAAACUGUGAAUCUCUCAUAUUCUUGGAAGUUAUUCCUUGUGAAUUCAACAGAGACAGAACUUUUUGAAGUUCCCUUCUGCAGACUGGUGGUGGACAGCUUGCAGUCAAAUUUGCAUGGCCCCAUUGUGGUUAACGAUUCUCCUGCACUUGAAGCGACUACCAGCACACAAACAUCAGUGACAGCAACUAUUCACUCCAGCAUUCAAUCCACAGCCAGUCACAAAAUCAAAGGCACUCACGGAACUUGGAUUGGUCCAUUUGGUCAAAAUAAUUCUGGUAAUGUUACCAGCACCACUACAGUUUCAACUUUCCCUGUUACUCCAAUUCAUACCUCCCUAACCAACGUAACAAACAGAAUAGGAAGAAUGACUACUUUAAAGGGUCCAUUCCCCUUUCCAGUUCCCGAAGAGCAGUUAUCAGCAGGAAGACCUCAGAGAAGAAUUCCUCGAGCUGCUCAGUCAAUAGGUUCUUCACUCAUCAAUGCUUCAGAUAUCAAUGGGACUCUGAAUGCUGCUGGAAAUAAGAGCUUCUCCACAGUUUAUGAAAAAUUGAAGACCACAUCAUUGCCUGUGUCUAAUUCUCCCAAAGUGAAUGGUUCUCGCAUGGAAAGAGGUGGAUCACAACUUGAGAUCUCAGAGAGUGGAAUCAUUGAAAGAGGAGGAUCCUUUUCGGGAGGAGGAUCGAGCAGCUCAACACCAUUUCCAGGAUUGCCGGUUGUUCCAGCAACCGCCAGCAACAACACCAAUAUGACUAUUAGUGGAAGUGUCUUUGGAGAAGGUUCUUCCAACGCAACAGAGAACACCACUGAUACAACAGAAUAUGACACACAUUAUAAUACAGUAGAAGGGACUUUCGGAUCUGGUGGGAGACCAGGAUUUCAAGGAGGUGGAUCCAGUGGGAAUAGCAUUGCUACAGGUGCCGGUGGAAAUGAAGGAUCCAAUUUUGGAUCGGAAACGGGAGGUGGUGAUGACGUACUCCCAGACAUUCCGCCUCCAAUUCCAUCCAGACCCACUCCCAUGAUCGAAUGGACUAAAGUGCAAAUUAAUAAUGGGAAGUUUGAAACAUUCACCACCACAGGUACAAAAUCACAAACACUAACAUUUAAACCCUUUGGCCUGCAAAGUAAGAAAGUUUACAUGCUAGAAGUUAUUGUUAGAGGCCAGAGAGAAACAGGAAAAGCACAACAUUUUCUUUUCACCAACGAGGCUCCUCGGGGAUUGACGUGUGAAGUGCGACCCAGCAAAGGAUUAGAGAUUCAGACAGAUUACAGUAUAUUCUGUACAUCAGGGAGGAAGGAUCUGCAUUAUGAGUAUAGCUACAGUAUUGGUAAUGCAGCUGAAACUGUUCUAUAUGAUGGAAGGGAUCAUGAAUACUAUUUUCAUUUGCCCGCUGGAGAACCAACUGAUGGAUAUAAGUUGAAAAUCAACACUGUGAUCACUGAUCUACUCGGAUCAAAAACAAAACUGUGUUCAGUUACUCCAAUUGUUUUACCAACUAUUAAAACAAAUGAAGAACUGUACAUCCAGACGCUACAGAAUCUUUCAACUCAAAUUUUGUUAGGUAAUCAAAAAGAAACCAAAAAUAACAUUCUGUUAUUGACCAUGGUCCUCCAUCGACUUCAUAAAAAGGGGAGUGCCAGACAAGAUUUGCAGAAACAAACCAGAAAUGCUUUAAUCACAGCUCUCUGCAAUCUACCUACAUCUAAUCAGAGAGAGCUGAUGGGAACUGUCUCUGCCUUGCAAGACCUUAUUAAUGUGACCAAUGAGGUUACUUCAGAAAGUGCUCUGACUGUAACAAGAACAGUUAAGGAGAUGGUUAAACUUUUUAAUGAAUCUGGGGAUUUCAGACUGCAUGAAGAAUUAGUGAAGAAAAUGGUUCAUCUGGUUGCUGAUGUGAUGGGAGUGUCUGAUAACAGAACAGUAAAUUCAAAGAACCUGUUUCUCGACGGUCUCAAAGUGACAACUGACCUUUUAUUGCAUUAUGUGCUAAUCAGCAAUCAAUCACAGUUUUAUAUGAACACCAAUGUAAUGGAGCUCCAGACCUCUCAAAACCAUGGCUUUCUGAACACAGUGCAAAGUACACGUUCUGCUAAGUUUUUCCUUCCUGACUUUCUGGAUAAAGAGAUUGCUGCAAGAACUGGUGAAAGUAAGAGUUGCAUCAUCAGCCAUUUGAUCAGCUUCAAAAAUAAUCCAUAUGUUUGGGGAAAGUCCCCAAUGGAGAUUAAUGGUGAUGUUGCUGACCUCACACUGUAUAAUUGUACUAACAGAAGAAAAGUCGAAGUAAAAGGGCUCAGUACACCAGUUCUAAUUGAGUUUCAAAGGAAAGACUCGACUGAGCAGUUUAAGGUUUACAUCCUCAAUCGAACCCAGAUGAAUGUCCAUAUCCUGCCAGUGACACCAGCAAACCUGCAGCAGGCUCUGCAGCUUACUGUGAAUUUCAACAGAUCAAACCAGGAGGGGUUUCCCGUCAUGCUGCUCAUGAGAUCAAAUAAAGAGCCAACUCCAAGUAAAUAUAACUUAAAACAAGUCCAUCACUGGAAUGGAGAUGCAAUCCGGUUAUUUAUUCCAGCAUCAUCACUUAUGGGUACAGGAAUAUAUUAUCUUGGUCUCUUGGAUGCAAAUUAUAAUAGAAAACCAAAAAAUAAUUAUCUUGCCAACAACCUGAGUUACACUUUGAGUAUCCAGUGGACUCAAUGCUUGUACUGGGAUGAUAUCCACGAGUGGAAAUCUGAUGGCUGUUCACCCCAGCAGGAAUCAAACUCACAGAAAAUAAACUGCAGUUGCAACCACAUGACAACAUUUACAGUUGCUCAUCAGCCGGUCGAAAUCCAAGAUGUCAAGUUUACUGAUAUCUUGAUAUUUAUCAGUGCUUUUGAAAGCUAUGUCACUUGCAUCACAGUUCUGUUUGCGCUUACCUUCUACAUUCUACUGGUUAUCUUGUGUAAACGUAAGGACCUUUACCUUGAGACAAAACCUGGAGUAAUUGUUUUGCAAGACAACGCUCCCACUGACCAGCAUCUAUAUGAAAUCACUGUUGAAACGGGCUUCAGGACAAAGGCUGGAACCACUGCCAAGGUGUACAUCAAACUUUAUGGAGAAGAUGGUGUAUCUGAAACUAGAGAGUUAUACCACUCUGAGAAGCAAUUAUUUGAGAGGAAUUCCAGAUAUACAUUUAUAAUGAGUGCUCCAGAAAGUCUUGGUCCAAUUUGGAAGGUUCAUGUUUGGCACAACAAUGGUGGUCUUUCCCCGAGCUGGUAUGUCACCUCUGUGAUUGUCAAGGACGUGCUGAAUGGUAUGUGCUGGUUCUUUCCUGCUGAAUGCUGGCUUGCCGCAGAUGAAGGGGAUGGAAAAGUGGAACGAGAACUGAACUCGCUCACCCACGGGCCUGGCUUUAAAAAACUUCUAUACAGCAAAUUAACUGAGUAUCUGGAAGACUACCACAUUUGGGGAUCAGUAUAUUGUCGCCCAUCCUACAGCUCUUUUACACACACUCAGCGUCUCAGUAUCUGCCUUUGCCUUCUGUUGGGUUAUAUGUGUCUAAAUGCUGUGCUGACCAGCCUGAAGAAUGAGGAGUACACUGCUGAACUGGGUCUCAUUGAUGUCUCAACUGCCUCCUUGGUUACUGGCUUGAUUUCAACUGUGGCAGUUCUGCCAAUUGUAUUAUUGCUGUCAUUGCUAUUCAGAUUUAGCAAGGCGAAACUGUUGAGGGAAACUUCUGUUGAAGAGCAAUAUGGAACUACAAGAGAAUCCAAUAUAUAUUCUAUUGAAGCUCAUCGGGAUGCUCUGCUAUUCUCAGACAGCACAUUUGAAUCCUUUCUGUCCUGGCAGAACCUGCAACAGUGGGCACAGGAAGCAUGGAGGAAAAAAUAUGAGCGUGGUAUGUUGGACUCUCAAGCUCCCAGCAUUCAUUCGGAACAAUACAGUGAUGCAAACAACAAGAAGGGAGGAACUGCUCAUCUGAAGGCAGCUCCAGUGGAUUUGAAGAUUGCAGUUCAAGAGAAAUGUCAAGCCAACGCCAAAGAUCUCCAAACAUAUGUGGUGAAUCGAGCCAGACACUUCCUGCCAUCUUGGUGCAGUUAUCUGGCGUGGGUCAUCUGCCUUUUGAUGACCUUGGUGUUCAUGUUGAUAACAAGUCUGUUGGGAUUGCGGUUUGGACCAACCAAGUGUAUAUUGUGGUUACAUUCGUUGUUUUUUUCUCUCUUAUACUGCAUCUUUGUCAUCCAGCCUAUUGCAAUUUUUUGUACAGCAGCUGUAGUUGCACUGAAAAACAAGGAUUGCAGUGACUUUUACUUCAACUUUAUUGAUUCAAAUGCUUCAUCAGAUGUCUGCAAGCAAUGGAAUUCUGAGAGCUAUCCAAUUGAUACCCAUUAUAAUCCAUACUCUGCCCCAAUGGAUCUUGACAGGAUUGUGGCUGCACGUCAAAGGGCUCGAUAUUUACGAUUAGCUCGACCUCCAACUCCAGCACAGCUGAAAGAGGCCAAAGACCGUAUGAGAAAAGAAAACCUCAUUCAGCAGACAUUACAAGAAUUUGUGCUUUACAUUGUUAUGCUGAUACUACUGCUGUUGAUAACAUUUGGUAAAUUUUCCAAAGAUGAAUAUCGCCUCAAUCAAGCCAUCCGCAUGGAGUUUACAAGGAAUGUGAAAAAUCCUUUCAUAAAUAUUAAAUCAGCUGAUGAUUGGUGGAAUUGGAGUUUUACUACCUUGUUACAUGGGCUAUACUGGAGCACGUGGUACAACAAUGCUGCAGCCAAGAACCAGGCCGGUGCACUUUAUGGUAAGUGCUAUUUAAUUGGUGCACCAUCACUAAGGAAAAUCCAAGUCACAAGUGGAUCAACCUGCAAUAUUCCAGAAAUAUUUUCGGGGCUUGUACGAGACUGUGUAUCUCCACAUACCACUUUGGAUCACCAUUCACAGCACUCAAACUCCACAAAACCUGCAAGAAGUGAUAAGUUCAGUCAAUGUGGCCAAUUUAAUUGCGACAAAAGGAAGGGAACAAUUAUUAGCCUUGGUCAAACAUGGAAGGAGGCCUAUGCAACACUAUUGACAUUGAAGGAGGCCAAGUGGAUUGAUUGGAGCACCAGAGCAGUGAUAGUGGAAUUCACCCUCUACAAUCCCCCCACCAACCUCUUCAGCAUUAUCUCCCUGUUGGCAGAGCUUCCACCAUCAGGAGGUGUUCUUCCAAUAGUUCAUAUAGAGUCAGUCAGUAUCUACCAGGAAAAUUCUCUUCUGGACUAUUUCCUCAUGGCCUUUGAGCUUUUGUUCCUGGUCCUUAUCCUGCUUCACCUAUAUUUCCAGGUGUGCAGGAUGACUCAGCGAGGUGUUCUGAGUUACUGGAGAGAGCCAUGGAACUGGCUGGAGGUUGGACUUGUCGUAAUCAGUAUAUUUUAUUACGUGUACUAUGUGUUUUACUUCGUUUUGGCUGUGGAUAUCAUUGACCAUCUUCACAGUGGAUAUUUCAAAACGUUUGUGGAUAUGAGCUUCAUUUCUGCAUGGAUAAAGGUGAAACGUUUUCUUCAUGGUUUGCUCGUGUUCCUGCUUUUAAUAAAAAGCAUCCAUUUAUUACGUGUUAACAAGAUGAUGGCACCCUGUGUAACAAUGCUGCGGCUGUCCUAUUCUGGUCUGGCCGUACCAGUGUUCUGUGGGAUUAUAGUCAUCAUAGCUUACUCCUGCCUUGGGAAUUUGCUGUUCCUGUCAGAAUCCUAUUCAUUCAGCACUGUAGUGAGAGCUUUUCAGACAUUGCUAAUGUACUUUAUGGGGAUUGGCGAAAUGAGAACACUUUCAACGCUAUACAAGUUAAACCAGAUAUCCAUUGCAGUCUAUUAUGGAGCAUUCUCUUUUGUUAUGACCGUACUAUGGGCUGGACUGUUUAUAGGGAUUCUCAUCUCAAUGGCAGAAGAAGCAAAGAAGUCAUCACGGAGCAAGCACUUGGUGACGUUCACUGAGGUUGCUGAUUAUGCUCGGGAAAAGAUUAUGACUUUCACUGGAAGGAACAGACACAUAGAGGCAGAUUAUGUUUCAACACGAGGAAAUAACUUUUACCUGGAUGAAUUUGAAAACUUGAUGGAUGAAUUGUUGUUCCGACUGAAUGCACUGUCAAACAGUCUUCACUACUCUCUAGCAGAAAAGCCACAUUAUCAAUUAGCUCAUGGUUAUUACUACAACCAAGAGACUCACAGAUUUAAUGAAAAUCAUUUGGAGCAUAAAGUUUACAAACUUGAAGAACUAUUCAGGAACAAUCUGCAGAUAUAUCAACUCUUAAUUCCAGGAAAAGAACACAAUUCUGAUUCAGACAUCACAGAUAUCAAAAUGCUAAGGUCCAAGCUCGAGUUAGAGACCCUUCAUCAACUUCAAAUCUCCCAAGAAAACAUGUUUAGAACAUCUGAAAGUGCUCAAAGUGGUCGUGGAUCGACAUACCCCCAGAAGAGGGUUGAUGUAGAUUCUUCGAUUACACGGGAUGACGUUUCAUUCACUGAUGACAGAGCUGUAAAUAUUGUUCCCUGCAGUGCUCCAGAUCCAUCAGAAACAUUCUGCAAUUCCGAUUCUUGCGCUGUGUCCACCCAGAAUGAAUCUCCACAACCAGUGGACUCCUUAAGUGCUGAACAUUAUAAUCUUGCAAAACUAGGAGAUACGUUGCCCCAUGUCUUGUGUGGAAUUAAAUGUCCAGAGAAGCAGGCGGCACAGACACGGAUGCUGGAGAGUAGACUGACUGGUCAGCAACGUAGCUCCUCAGCCUGCACCUCAGGAAAGAACCGUAAACAGCUUAAACGCUCACACACAACAGUUAUUCAGAUCCUCGACAACACCAAGGACCUAUCAGUUAAAGCGAUUAAAGUCUCGCAGCAAACUACUUCAGGCAAGUGCCUUGGAAACCAAAUUGUCCAACCAAGCACUGAACACCAAUCUCCAUCUGAGCAAAAUAAUAUGUCAGAAAGACAUGCUCGAAUAUCAGAGAAUUCUGAAAGUUCAAUCCAGUCUUCAGGAAGCAAAGGUGAACAAGAUGAAAUUGUAGGUAUGCCCGAUCUUCCGGGAUGCGUAAAGCAGUGUUGGUGAUUAUUCAUAAAAUAGAGAGAAGCUCAUCCACCUUGUAUUCAAUUUCCCUUUUGAUUCAAGGAAUUCUAAUGGCAAAUAUGUUCCUGUUUUAUUUAUUUUCCAUAUCUAAUCAAAGCAUAUGAAAUACAUUAGUGAUUUUGUUUGAAAUUCUUAAUUCUAUUGCAGUCCUCAAAAGGUUAAUGAUUUUGUUAAUAUAAAACAUAAUACUGAGCCCUACUUUAAAAACGAACAUUUCUUUCUUUUCUGAGUGUUGCAAUCAUUUUUUUUGGAUGGAGGAAUGCAAAUUGGAGACAUCAGUCAUUGGUCUUUGGUGCUAAACAGAUUUAGAUUAUCAGCCGCUGGCUGUUGUUUCAUUUGAAAUCAAUGGAAUUAAACAUGAGAAGUAAGUGGAACUGAUUGUAGAUGCUCAGGCUCCUGUUUAGUGUGAAGGAAGAGAGAUAAAUCCAUUUCUCUUGCUCAAUCAACUCCACACAAUGUACAAUAUCAAUCCUUUACAAUGUUAUGUUUUCCCAGGACUUCACUCCAGAAAUAUUCUCUGUUAUGUUCUACAGUGGUUAGCUGGAGAGAGAAAAUAGGAGCAUGAGUAGGCCAUUCAUUUCUAAGAAUGAAUGAAUUAUUAAAUAAGUUUAUGUUUAUUGGCCAGCUAUGUACACAUACAAGGAAUUUGCCUUGGUGCUCCGCUCGCAAGUAACAACACGACAAACAAUAACAAUUAAGAAUGACACAUAAAACAUUAAUAAUAAAACAUUAUAGUUUAUGGGCUUCCACUACCAUUCAACACGAUCAUGAAUGAAUUUUCUUCCUGCUAGUUUGCUCCUAUGUGUUCAUGCUGAAUGCCUCUGCUUUCCUGGACUUUCGACAUCAAACAGAGCCUUUCACUGCUCUACUCAAACUCAAAGCACUCAAACUUUCUGCCAUCUCCAAGUACUUUUUGAUGUGUGGGGAAUGGAAUGGUAUAGAUCAUGUGCAGGCAGAUGAGAUUUGUUUAUCUUGGCAUCAUGUGGGCCAGCAGACAUUGUGGGCUGAAGGGCCUGUCCCUGUGCUGUACUCUUCCAAAUUCCAUCUUCCAUAUUCUACUCGAGUAGAAUUAAUGCAGCAAUUUCUUGCUCCUUCAUCCCCUUUUAGCUUCAGCCAGUGAUCUUUUCAUUCAGUAAGAAGCAACCCGUACCAUUCCACACAUCCCAUUUACCCUCAGUGAAGCAGUCAUUGCCCUCACCUGAGAUUUCCAUUCCAGUAUUUCAUGGCAUAAUCUGACAAUAUUUUAGUCAUCUUCCCAGGUCCCCAUAUUCUACCUGAACUAACUUUGAAUUAUCACCUACCUGGUCACAGUCUUACCAUUUAUUUUGCCCAUGGCCCUCUACUUUCCCCACAAAUAAAACCACCCACAUAGAUCUUCUUGGUCUGCUGAGCGAGUUGGGCUGAAGGGCCUGUUCCCAUGUUGUAUUUAGACAAGAAAUUAGACAAAUAUAGAUUGCACCCACAGAUAGCGCAAACAAUCCCCUGAUACAUCCAAUAAAAAUGCAAUUUAAUG
Messenger RNA from Amblyraja radiata (thorny skate), 12826 nucleotides. It is a transcript of the gene pkd1l1, whose product is annotated as polycystin 1 like 1, transient receptor potential channel interacting. Gene Ontology annotation, biological process: calcium ion transport. NCBI's taxonomy places the organism in Eukaryota, Metazoa, Chordata, Chondrichthyes, Rajiformes, Rajidae. The transcript is spliced from 60 exons. The record is from RefSeq and is a predicted model, not a curated record. The coding region runs from base 7 to 11295 and encodes 3762 amino acids. Gene Ontology annotation, molecular function: protein binding; monoatomic cation channel activity; calcium ion binding. Gene Ontology annotation, cellular component: plasma membrane.